Molecule: messenger RNA, 3008 nt
Organism: Mobula hypostoma (lesser devil ray)
Lineage: Eukaryota; Metazoa; Chordata; Chondrichthyes; Myliobatiformes; Myliobatidae
Product: gastrula zinc finger protein XlCGF26.1-like
Exons: 3
Coding region: 966-2597 (543 amino acids)
Biological process (GO): regulation of transcription by RNA polymerase II
Cellular component (GO): nucleus
Molecular function (GO): RNA polymerase II cis-regulatory region sequence-specific DNA binding; DNA-binding transcription factor activity, RNA polymerase II-specific
Source: RefSeq, a predicted model, not a curated record
UCGGACGUGACGCCACUAAUGGCAUCAAUGGUACCGUUCGGUUCUCACACGAGAUCGGCGGUGGUUUGGAGCUAAGCGUCGGGCCGCGGGUUUAAUCCAGAUCACGGUGCAGUCCCCGACGGGGUGAGAAGAGGACAUCAAAGGUGGAGGAAUUGCGACUGGGUAUCUCAGACAGAAUAUCACAUCAGAUCUACACCCCACUCAGCUCCCCAGCACCUGAAUAUCAUCGGCCUGUGAACGUGGAAGGAGAGAUGCUGGUUUGUUUCACUUCAGACCCCAGGCAGUGAGGGCUGUUGCAGGGCACUGACCGUGACACAUUGGAGAGACGAUGUUCUCAGCGACGAUGAGAGAAACUGCUAACGUGAGGUCAGGAACCAGUUGCCGAAAAACCGUGUAACUUCUCCCAGCCUGUGAAGGAGCGGGCAGUGAUCACUCCAGUGCAGAUUGGGAAAAGAACACCCACUGCAACGAGAGACCGUGUGUGACACGCUGGGGGAGGUGAGCUCACCUGAUCUGUGACUGGGAACGUGUUCACCACAUCCUUGUUUCUACACCAGGAAACAUUCAUUCUUUUGACUGAGAUAAACUUGAUCCAUUUCCCUGAGAAUAUUCAAAAGUUCUUUCCACCUGUUUCCAUUUGAGGAAAGUAAUUAAUUCGGUCAUCUUUUUACUGACUGAUCACUGAGGUCCUGGGGAAACAUUGUCACCCUGCUUCAGGUGCAUGAAUGGACUCACUCAGUCAUCUGACCUGAUGAGACGCCAGCAAAUUCACACUGGGGAGAGGCCCUUCACCAACUCUGCAUGCAGGACAGGCUUCAUUCCCUCAGCCCACUUGGCAAUACACCAGCGAGUUCAUACUGGGGACAGGCCAUUCUCCUGCUCUCGUUGUGGGAGGGGGUUCCUUCGGUCAUCCGACUUCCUUGCAUGUCCAACCCCGGGAAAGGUUGAAGUGACCCGGUGACCUGAUGAGCCAUCAGCUGUUUACCGCUGAGGAGAGGGCGUUCACCUGCUCCCACUGCGGGAAGGCUUUCAAGCAUUCCUUCAGCCUGCAGAGUCACCAGCGCGUCCACACCGGGGAGCGGCCGUUCAUCUGCCCUGAAUGCGGGAAGGGGUUCACUCAGUCGUCCAGCCUUCAGACGCACCAACGAAUCCACACCGGGGAGCAGCCUUUCUGCUGCCGUCAGUGUGGCAAGAGGUUCACUCAGUCCUCUCAGCUCCUGAUACACCAGCGAAUUCACACCGGGGAGCGGCCGUUCAUCUGCUCUGAGUGUGGCAAGGGGUUCACUCAGUCGUCUAACCUUCAGACUCACCAACGAAUUCACACCGGGGAGCAGCCUUUCUGCUGCCAUCAGUGUGGCAAGAGAUUCACUCAGUCGUCCCAGCUACUGAUACACCAGAGAGUACACACCGGGGAGAGGCCGUUCAUCUGCUCCGAGUGUGGGAAGGGAUUCACUCGAUCGUCUGACCUUCAGAGACACCAACGAAUUCACAAUGGGGAGCAGCCAUUCGUCUGUCGUCAGUGUGGCAAGGGAUUUGCUAAGUCAUCCAGCCUACUGACACACCAGCAGGUUCACACCAGGGAGAGGACAUUCACCUGCUCUGAGUGUGGGAAGGGAUUCGCUCAGUCAUCCAGCUUACAGAUACACCAGCAAAUUCACACUCAGAAGAGACUGUUCACCUGCUCCGAGUGUGGGAAGGAGUUCACCCAGUCAUCCAAAUUGCUGGCUCACCAGCGGGUUCACACUGGGGAGAGGCCGUUCACCUGCUCAGAGUGUGGGAAGGGGUACACUCGGUCAUCUGGCCUUCUGACACACCAGCGAAUUCACACUGCGGAGAGGCCCUUCACCUGCGCCGAGUGCGGGAAGGGAUUCACUCGGUCGUGCGACCUUCAGAUGCACCAACGAAUUCACACCAGGGAGAGGCCCUUCACUUGUUCUGAGUGCGGGAAGGGGUUCACGCGAUCGUUCGAGCUUCUGAUGCACCAGCGGACUCACACCGGAGAGAGGCCCUUCACCUGCUCCGAGUGCAGCAAGAGUUUCACCCGGUCGACUGACCUCCUGAGGCACCAGCGAAUUCACACCGGGGAGAAGCCGUUCACCUGCCCCGAAUGUGGGAAGAACUUCGCUUGGUCAUCUCACCUUUGGAGACAUCGACGAGCUCACGGUGAAGGGGUGCUAGCAACAAGAGGAAGAUUGAUCCAAACCAGGCGCCAAGAUCAGCCAGAGUCACUCAGCCCAGCAAGGUCAGAACACCAGCAACCUUUGGACGUGGGAGUGAACAGCAUCAUUCACAGUGGGGAGAAACUGUUCUCAGGUCCCGAGUGUGGAGACGGCUUCAGCCAAGCAUCUGGACUGUCGAGAUCGCAGAGCCACUACCCCAAGGAGAAACGAUGGAAAUGUGGGGAAUGUGGCAAGGCGUUCUAUUACCCGUCUCAUCUGGAAAUUCAUCGGCGCAGUCACACCGGGGAAAGGCCCUUCACCUGCCCUGUAUGUGGGAAGGCAUAUUCCAAUUCGUCUACCCUGUCUAGACACCAGCAUGUUCACUCCAUGGAGAAACUGUCUGCCUGCUCAGUGUGGGAAGGGAUGCAUUCAGCUUGACAUGUUAAUGGUACAUCGCCUAGUUCACGCUGCUGAGAAGCUGUUUGACUGCCUCGUGUGUGGGUAAGGAUUCACUAGGUCUGACAGGCUAAUUACACACUAUUGAGACCUUCCCCUUCACAAUGGGAAGGGUUUCACUCAGUCACAGAGGAUUACGUCACACCAGCAAAUUCAUACUGGAGAGAGGGUGUUCACUGACUGCAAGUGGGGUGAGAGACUCACUCAGUCAGUUAGUCUGUGGAAUCACCAGUGAGUCCACAAGUGAGUGUAGGAGCUGGAUUCCACUAUAAUUGCUCCAAAGAAUUAUAUCCAGGACUGGACCGGGGAUUCUUUCCCAGCCUGGCAUCUUUCUGAUGAUGAUUUUUAAUGUCCCUUACCAGUGCCCAAUAAAUUUUAUUGGUCUUAAGCACA